Molecule: messenger RNA, 954 nt
Organism: Marmota flaviventris (yellow-bellied marmot)
Lineage: Eukaryota; Metazoa; Chordata; Mammalia; Rodentia; Sciuridae
Product: olfactory receptor 1P1-like
Biological process (GO): G protein-coupled receptor signaling pathway
Cellular component (GO): membrane
Molecular function (GO): G protein-coupled receptor activity; olfactory receptor activity
Source: RefSeq, a predicted model, not a curated record
AUGGUAGGAGGGAAUCAGACCAACAGCUUUGAGUUCACCCUCUGGGGACUCUCUGAGCGGCCCGAGCAGCAGCACAUCCUCUUCCUGCUGUUCCUGUGGAUGUAUGUGAUCACCGUGGCUGGAAACCUGCUCAUUGUCUUGGCCAUUGGUGCUGACACACGUCUCCACACCCCCAUGUACUUCUUCCUCGCCAUCCUAUCAUGUGCAGACAUCCUGUUCACCUCCACCACUGUGCCUAAAGCCCUGGUGAACAUCCACACCAAAAGGAGGUCCAUCUCCUAUGCAGGAUGCCUGACCCAGCUCUACUUCUUCUUGACUUUUGGGGACAUGGACAUCUUUCUCCUGGCCACAAUGGCCUAUGACCGCUUUGUGGCUAUUUGCCACCCUCUCCACUAUGCAGUGAUCAUGAGCUUCCAGCGCUGCAUGUUCAUGGUGACUGCCUGCUGGACCCUCACAAACUUUGUGGCUAUGACCCACACUUUCCUCAUAUUCCGGCUCUCCUUCUGCUCUAAGAAGACUAUUCCUGACUUCUUCUGUGACCUGGGACCCCUAAUGAAGGUCUCUUGCUCUGAUACCCAGGUCAAUGAACUUGUACUUCUCUUCUUGGGGGGUGCAGUUAUUUUGAUCCCCUUUUUGCUCAUCCUGGUCUCUUAUAUCCGGAUUGUGUCAGCUAUCCUUAGAGUUCCCUCUGCCCAGGGAAGGCUCAAGGCUUUCUCUACCUGUGGUUCACACCUCUCUGUGGUUGCCCUGUUCUUUGGGACAGUGAUCAGGGCUUAUUUGUGCCCCUCAUCCUCUUCUUCUAACUCUGUGGUGGAGGACACAGCAGCUGCGGUCAUGUACACAGUAGUGACUCCCCUGCUGAACCCCUUCAUUUAUAGCCUGCGGAACAAGGACAUGAAGGGGGCUCUGGUCAGACUUCUCAGGGGCAAAGUCUCCUUCUUGAGGGGCCAGUGA